This is a messenger RNA of Prorocentrum cordatum, 770 nucleotides long. The record is from the annotation of a GenBank genome assembly. NCBI's taxonomy places the organism in Eukaryota, Dinophyceae, Prorocentrales, Prorocentraceae.
GGCGCCGCUGGACGAGCGGGGCGCGUCGGCGAUGGCGGCGGCCGCGUACGAGGCCGCCGCGGCCGCUGGCGGGGCCGAGGCGGUGGCCGCAGCUGCAAUGAGCCGGGGGGAGCUGCUCCUCGCGCACGCGCGGCGGUGCGCGCGGCAGGGGGCGGGCGGCGAUGCCGCCAGCGGGCGGGAGGCGCUGUCGCAGGCCGCCGGGUCCUUCGAGGAGCUCGCGGCGCGGGCAGCGGAUUCCGAGUCGGCCGCCACCGCGCUCUACAACCUGGCGUGCGCACGGAGCAUGCUGGGCGACGCGGAUGCGGCCGCCGCGGCUUUGGGGCGCUGCUUCAAGAAGCUGCCGAAGGCCGGCCGGGCGCGCUGGGCCAACGAGAUGUUAGAGGACGACGACUUGCGCUGGGCGCGCGAGGGCAGCCCGGAGCUGUCAGCGGCGCUUACCCGCGCGGCGGGGAGGUGACCUCCACGAGACUUGCCUCGGUGGAGACUCUUGUCCAGGGAGGGGUAAUGUUCAGGUUGUGUUUUGCAUGUGUGAUGUCUUUUUUGUUGCCGCGCACGAUGGACAGCGCAAGGAGCCAGGAUGCGAGCGCGUUCCCCGAACACCGCCGCUGGUUUGUUUUGGUACGUGUUGGCUCCGGCGGUUUAUCAAGCAGUGGCGAAGCGUCUUGGCUCGCCUAUAGCCCUACCAAACAAUGUUCUAAGAACCUUUCGUGGUUGCCACGAAAUGGCCUUAGAACAUUUCUGGCUGGGACUGUCUUGUUUUAACACAUCGG